Messenger RNA from Cydia pomonella (codling moth), 1490 nucleotides. RefSeq names its product macro domain-containing protein PG1779-like. The record is from RefSeq and is a predicted model, not a curated record. The coding region runs from base 25 to 900 and encodes 291 amino acids. Gene Ontology annotation, biological process: peptidyl-glutamate ADP-deribosylation; DNA damage response; purine nucleoside metabolic process. The transcript has 4 exons. Gene Ontology annotation, cellular component: nucleoplasm. NCBI's taxonomy places the organism in Eukaryota, Metazoa, Arthropoda, Insecta, Lepidoptera, Tortricidae. Gene Ontology annotation, molecular function: ADP-ribosylglutamate-[protein] hydrolase activity.
ACUGUCAUUACUGUCACAGUUAGAAUGUUAUCACCGGCAUAUCGCUCUUUAUUUUGCAGGAUUCCGAACCCACGUAAAGUUUUAUCAUUCGUCCAAAUUCUACAACAUCGUUCCGCUUCCUUUAAAAACAUGACGUCGCCAGCAAAGUGGAAAGUCGAGAAAACCAGAAUUUUAAACAUGCAGUUAGACGAAAAAAGAAAACUUUAUGCAUCGCCAGACUACGUAACUCUCGAGAGUGUUUUCCCUUGGGAUGACUGUAUUAGAACGCAAAAGGGUCUCGAGUCCAAGAAGCAUAAUCUGGAAGACUUGGAAGUAUUUAAAAGUGCCAGAAUUGACAAUGAGAAGAACAUGGAACUGAUCAGAAAGGUCUCAAUUUUCAAAGGGGAUAUUACGAAACUUGAAGUUGAUGCUAUAGUGAAUGCGGCUAAUUCUCUUCUAAAAGCUGGUGGUGGUGUUGAUGGAGCCAUACAUAGGGCUGCUGGACCACUAUUACAGCAAGAAUGCAACACCCUGGGAGGCUGCCCUACCGGCCAGGCCAAGGUCACUGGAGGCUAUAACUUGCCGGCUAAAUAUGUCAUCCACACAGUGGGCCCUCAAAACGGCUCGGCACCAGACCUUCAAUCCUGCUACGAGAAAUGCCUUUCCUACGUAAAGGAAUACGAUUUAAAGUCCAUCGCCUUCCCCUGCAUCUCAACUGGCAUCUACGGCUUCCCUAACCGUCUAGCUGCCCACAUUGCUUUGAAAACUGCGAGAAAGUUUCUUGAACAGAAUCCACAGAUGAACCGGAUCAUUUUCUGCACUUUCCUGCCGAUAGAUGUGGAUAUAUAUGAGACAUUGAUGCAGAUGUAUUUUCCUAUGUACGAACGAAAAUAUAAUGAUGGGGCCAGUGUGACUGAAUAAGGAACAAAAAAGAACUGAAAAUUACAAGCCAGGACUCAAUACUUUUGGAAUCGUAGGCCGUAGGGCAGCUGAAAAUAUACACCCAUCUCUUUCUUUGAGAUCAUAGUGUUAGUACCUAACAUACGCAAGAUAGAGAUAAAUAAUUUUAAACCUGCACUCUUUUCCCCAGAGUACCGCUCACAUUAAAGAAACGCACACAAACAAGGGAGAAACAUCUUUAGUGUGUGAUGCAUCUAUCAGAAUAUUCAGAAUACUUUAGAUGUUAUGUGGACGUAGGUGCCGUGGAAUUAAACAUAUAUUUCUAUGGGAUAAUAUAAUGGUAUAGUCGUUUCAUAUUAAUAAUUACAUUUUAUAUCUUAACUGCUAUCAACGAUCUGAUACAUAGUGUUGUUGGUUUUUUAGGGCAUAUUAUUACGAUUGUUUGGAUUUUCAUAUCAACAAUUGCUUUGGCAGUUUGGCACUUUAUAUGAGAAAGUUUUUUACUGUAGUCGCGUGUUUUACUAGUUUUCUAUUUUUCAGAUUGGUGUAACCAUCUCAUUUUUUCGCGGACAUAUUGUCUUUUUAUAAAUGUAAUAAAAUGUUAAAACGUC